AUGAAGAGCAUACAACUUCAGCUGGCCCUGAUGGGCUCCUCCACAGCCUUUGGAUACCCCUGGCACUACCAUGACGGCAGAAUUGUCGUCCGCGAACCCGUCUCAGAGAUACUCGGAACUUCCGUGCCGCCGCCGCCUCCACCUCCGUACAACAUCAACACCUCACUGACACCGGCAGAGGCUCCUCCAAGUCCGUCAUCAUGGCCGCCAAACAUAGAUUCAUGUCACUGUCCCAUAACCUACGUGCCAAUGCUGCCGUUAGCGUGUACAGGGGAGCUGUUCUAUGCCACAAAGCCACCGCAGACUGUGUAUACCACGAUCACAGAAGUGCAUACGAUGAAACCUAUAGAUACAGCACCCAUGGGCCCACCUACACUUGUCACUCCUCCUCCGCCAUGUUCGACAUACAGCUGUCCGCCCGCACGCUGUAAGAUGGGCUUUUUCCCUUCUCUCGCACCUCUUAUAUCGACUGUCAGCGUCACCAAGAAGACCACCAUCCUAGGCGUCCCAUCCGCUGAACCACCACCCAUUUUCAGGGAUACCAGCUCAGGAAGCGCAGCUGGCCAAAAUAUACCCCCCACAGCCUCACCAACUGAUGACUCGAGCGCUUCUCGACCGUCCGGCAAAUCAAAGUCCGACUCUGAUUCCCCAGGCAACCCUCACGGCGGCUCUCAGGGAGGUACGACUUCAGCUAGCCAAAAAAACCGGCCAGGCGGUCAAGAAAACAGUCAGGGAAGUUCUCCAAGCAGUACUCCAAACGGUCAAGGAGGCGGUCAAGGAGAUUCCCAAAGCCCUCCUAAACCAACGGGUUCGCCCGGUAGUUCUAUACCAGUUGAUCCAGGAUCUAUCACCUCAGAAGGCUCAGACCCUUCCCAUCCAGUUCCCACCAGGACCAUGUUUGGCCUGGGCGGAAUACCUAUCACUAUCCAGGAGACUGACUCUAUCACCAUUGGAAACGGGCCAUCACGCACUACUAUCACUAGCAAUACUACCCCAACUACCUUUGCAGUGGAUGGCCAUACCUUUACAAUAAACCCUUCGGAAGUCAUCUAUAUGGACACCACUUUCCGCCUGGGUACUGAUCCUACGAGGUUUCCUCCACUCGUAUCAGGUACUGCCAAUCCUACCGAUAGUGGAGAUGAUGGGGGCCCGCGUACCGACAGUGCGGGCCAUACCAUUUCUCCCAGGCCAACAAGCACCGAAGACGGCUCAUCCAACCACAGCCUUGCGGUACGAAAGUCCACUAAUAUAACUAUUACAUUUACCCUGGGAAUAGUUACUGCGCUUGUCUUUGGCGGCUUUAUUGGACUUUUAUAG
This is a messenger RNA of Nannizzia gypsea CBS 118893, 1317 nucleotides long. RefSeq lists its product as hypothetical. The transcript is spliced from 2 exons. The record is from RefSeq and is a predicted model, not a curated record. Bases 1 to 1317 code for a protein of 438 amino acids. NCBI's taxonomy places the organism in Eukaryota, Fungi, Ascomycota, Eurotiomycetes, Onygenales, Arthrodermataceae.